CAACAGCAUCAAGGUUUCGGCUGUGGUCACAGACAAGGACAACAGUGAUGCAGUGUACAUCACAGAGAAAGACAUUGUGCCAGAGAGCCCUUCACUCACCAUCAAAGCCAUUGGAUCUGAAUUGCAGUAUAGUGACAUGAUGGCAGAGGUUGUGUUUGAGAACCCUCUAUCCAAGGGUCUAAGAGACUGCUCCAUAACAGUGACUGGCAGUGGCUUGCUGACAGAGACAAUGGAAGCCAGAAUUCCUUUCCUAAAACAAGGGCAACGGCUGCGUGUGAAGAUGCCCUUUACUCCAUACAGACCCGGUCCUAAGAAGCUAGUGGCCAACUUCAACUGUGACCAAUUCAGGAACAUUAAGGCAAGCUGCAAUGUGGACAUCCUACCUGUCACCAGUGCUGUCCACCCACUGCCGUAGACAGUAAAGCCCUCGUGAGAAUAACUAUAAUAACUCAAAUAAGUUCUGCAAUUUAUACCGUAUUAUCCUGUUAUAUCGUAUAUCAGCCUUUGUUAAAGUAUGUGUCGCGACACUGACCUGUUAAUGGUGGGUCACGAUGUGUCAGAGUAAAUGUAUAAUUAUUUAAUAUAUGUCGCGCGUCACUACUUCACAGG
Molecule: messenger RNA, 609 nt
Organism: Coregonus clupeaformis (lake whitefish)
Lineage: Eukaryota; Metazoa; Chordata; Actinopteri; Salmoniformes; Salmonidae
Product: protein-glutamine gamma-glutamyltransferase E-like
Exons: 3
Coding region: 137-415 (92 amino acids)
Biological process (GO): peptide cross-linking
Molecular function (GO): protein-glutamine gamma-glutamyltransferase activity
Source: RefSeq, a predicted model, not a curated record